UGCUGGCACGUACCUUCAGCCUUUCCAGCCCUCCCCCGACGGUAUCGACAAUCUCAUGCCUCCCUCCAAGCCUUCGCAUGUCCUGUCGCCCGACGCAAACCGUUCCCCGCUCGUAAUCUCUCUGCAUUGUCUUCGAGCAACCCCAAGCAACAUGCGUUGAAGUCACCUUGUGGGGCGUCUAGUCUGUGAACCUAGCCUAUCGCGGAAGAAGAGCUAGUAGGGAUGGCAAGGAGGGCUCCCGAUUGUCGCGUCAAUGGGGGGAGUCUGCCUCGUCUUGCGUACUGUCGUCCCGUUGAUCUUUCCUCCCGAUGCUGGAAACCGUGGACAUGUCUUCCGCAGCGUCGUCAGAUGUGGGCGCGCAGAGCCAUGUCGGCUGGUGAACGUGGUCUAUCCAUGGUGUACAGCGCCAAGGGCCUCGAGAAAGCGUCCGCGUCAGCGUGUACCGUUACCCGCUAGUCCGUGGAUGAAGACGUCGCGCCACACGUCUCAGCCACAUCGCGUGUCGCGGCCGUCGUCUUCACACGACGCUCUAUACCUCGCUCAGUACUCAUUUGACGGCCUGGGUGACCUCAUAAUCGGAAUCUACGCAUCAAAUCCAGCUCAGGCAAGGUCUCAGAAAGGCCAUAUCAACGACGGAACGCGCGCAAGACCCCACGAGCGUCUGGACGGGUCGGAAGAACUCACACUAGCAGCAAUACCGGUGAACAGGUGCCACAGAUUGCACAUUGGGAGGCUAGGGAGAGGGUGCUGAGUGAGUACUAGACGCUGGUUCGCAAUAUGUUAUACCACAAUCCACCAAGUUGACCCACACUCUGCUCGCGAUAUCACCUUUUGUUGGCUCCCGC
This is a messenger RNA of Rhodofomes roseus, 845 nucleotides long. RefSeq lists its product as uncharacterized. Bases 254 to 751 code for a protein of 165 amino acids. NCBI's taxonomy places the organism in Eukaryota, Fungi, Basidiomycota, Agaricomycetes, Polyporales, Fomitopsidaceae. The record is from RefSeq and is a predicted model, not a curated record. The transcript has 2 exons.